Alternaria atra is the source of this 723-nucleotide messenger RNA. RefSeq lists its product as uncharacterized. The coding region runs from base 1 to 723 and encodes 240 amino acids. NCBI's taxonomy places the organism in Eukaryota, Fungi, Ascomycota, Dothideomycetes, Pleosporales, Pleosporaceae. The record is from RefSeq and is a predicted model, not a curated record. The transcript has 3 exons.
AUGACUUCUCUACCGCAGGAAGACGAUAUGGGGCAAGUAUCAGAUUGGUUCGAGGAGCGCCCAAUCAAUAAGACCAGUCGUCAAAAGCUCGCCCGAAUGACAGGCGACAGAGUCCUCUUUGCUGGCGUCGAUUGGGCUAAGUUUCCUGAAGGCACACAAGCAGGCAGUAAGGUUCGCAUGCUGGACUAUGCGUGCGGCCCUGGGUUUCUCAGUAAAAUCUUCGGACCAUAUGUAUCUUCGAUCCACGCAGUUGAUGCAUCCGCCGCCAUGAUCGAAAAGUACAAAAACAACAUGAACGAGUUUGGCCUUGCUUGCGAAAAGGUCGCAGUUAUGGUCGGAAACUUACUGUCGGACCCACCUGAACCUUCUCUCCUGGCUAGUGAAGAAUAUCAGCAUUUCGAUUUCAUCACAGUCGGAUCAGCCCUGCAUCACUUUCCGUCCGCGGAAAACGCUGUUAGACUCUUGGGUGAGCGGUUGAAGCCUGGCGGGGUCCUGCUCAUCCAGGAUCUGUAUAGCCACGUGAGUAGUGAAGCUGUUCAAGAGUCAGGCCAAGCAAAACAUCCGCAACAAAAGGAGGGCGAUAUAAAGGCGUUGAUGGAGAAGGCUGGCUUGGUUGAUUUCAAAUUCGAGGUUCUACAGGAAAACCUCGAGAUUGAGCUGCUGAGCGAGGAGGUGUGCCAAAUCCAGUGUUUCAUUGCCAGAGCGGCCAGGCCUUUGAGCUAG